Lottia gigantea (owl limpet) is the source of this 417-nucleotide messenger RNA. RefSeq lists its product as hypothetical. Bases 1 to 417 code for a protein of 138 amino acids. NCBI's taxonomy places the organism in Eukaryota, Metazoa, Mollusca, Gastropoda, Lottiidae. The transcript has 2 exons. Gene Ontology annotation, molecular function: oxidoreductase activity; copper ion binding. Gene Ontology annotation, biological process: iron ion transport. Gene Ontology annotation, cellular component: plasma membrane. The record is from RefSeq and is a predicted model, not a curated record.
AUGCAUUCCGUUACCUUAGUCUCUAACAAACUAUACCAAAUUAUUCUCACCAAUAUGGGCAUAGGUAAAGGUUGGGCACACCCGGUUCAUAUGCACGGCCAUAGUUUCGACGUGGUAAAAAUGGGCUACAGUACGUACGAUAAAGAAACUGGUAAAAUUCUAGAGGAGAACAUGGACAUAGAUUGUGGGGGCGAUACGAUUAUCGUGCCAUCUGGUGGUUAUGUCGUAUUAAGAAUCAUGGCCGAUAACCCUGGAAUAUGGUUCAUGCAUUGUCACAUAGAACUUCAUAAUCAUAACGGAAUGGCUUUACUGCUGAACGAAUCGUUUCACGAGCAACCCAUGCCUCCGGCUGGAUUUCCCACUUGUGGAAGUUACAACGGUGAUGAAGUCAAUGGUGUUGACAGACAGGGUAGGUAA